Molecule: messenger RNA, 1821 nt
Organism: Alternaria postmessia
Lineage: Eukaryota; Fungi; Ascomycota; Dothideomycetes; Pleosporales; Pleosporaceae
Exons: 4
Coding region: 1-1821 (606 amino acids)
Source: RefSeq, a predicted model, not a curated record
AUGGCUGGAAUCGAGGCGCAUACGGAAGGACAUGAAAUCAAGACGUUCGAGCCUACAUUCCCCACCGAACAGACUUCUCUUCCUUCGACACAAUCUUCCCGCCGAGGCAAAGUUCCAGCUGCUAGUGGGGACAAGCAAAACCAUGAACAAAAUUCCGCCUCGCAGGAGGUUGAUGAAACAAUUCAAUACUCCAAGAAACAGUCAGCUAGCAAUGGGGGCCUUCAAUGGAUCACCGGCAACAAACCUGAUGAUCUUAGGACCAAACACGUCAUGCAAACUGUGCGCCAGAAUGCCAUGGGCAGUUAUUUGAAAGGAGCAAGGAAAAUGGCUGAGUCGCGAACAAGCGUCGGUAGUCAAGAUGCUUCAAAACCUCGCUCUACCCGGUCUUUGAAAGGCAAAGGUAAAAAAACGAGCGAAGUUCAGACGCCGAGCGAAGCUACCUGGGAGACAACAGAACUGAGCGUGGAAGAUGUGAUCGAUGGCUCAUCUACGAUUACUACAACACCCGAUCCUAUCAGAUCUGUGUUCUCUACAGAAUCGUCAAUGACCUUAAUAAAGGUAUUCUCUCGGAGGGGUAUAAGUGAAAUCUCGCGCAAGCAGCUCCAGAUCGCAACGCGAGUAUUCGUAUCCGUUAUACAGUCAGACCAAGUGCUGGGACCCAUAUACGAAUCUGGUCGCAACGAUCCCACUCUUGAGCCAAAGAUAUUACGUGGAUACGUAUUUGAAACUCUGAUAUCAUAUGCACGUAAUCUCAGAAACGAGGCUAAAGACCAUCUGGAAGUUAUUGCAUCGAACCUUGUGCUUGAUCAGGUCAGUCACGCCGCUCGAUGCAUUAGUGAUGACUACAAGUGGACACAUGGAUUAACGGAAGAUGCGGACGAUAGCUCUGAUGAUGAAGUUCAAGGACAGUCCGUCGAUGAGCGGCAGUUCAAUGACGAUCUAGAUGCUUUCCGAUCGUUUUUGACACAGAGCAAUGCUUUUGCGACACUUCGAACUGAGACGCAAUCGUCCUAUCUCUUUAGACCUACCGUAUCAGUCACCGAAAGUUCCGAAACCUACGUCGGAGAAGACAUCCAAGAUACAGCUAUGUUCAUGGUGACAAAUCUCCUUGUAUCAUUGGAAUGUCUGGAACCUCCUUUGCAGACUGGAUGGACUCGAAUCAAGAUCGAAUGCCACACGUGUGGUGAACGCUCCUUUGACGAUGUUCUAGAGCAUCGCGAAGGCGGUAUAGCUGAGCUGAAGCAAUGGAUGGAACGCGCCCUGAAUGCCACAAUCACAGUCGUCCACCCCAACGACGAGGCUGCUUCUACUCACGGCCGUUUGCACUCCCCUGCACUGGUACACAACAUACUUCGUGGACUUCAGAAAAUAUCCACAUGGGGAAAAUCUCCGAGAGAUCCGGUACUGCCUGAACAUAACGGUCCACAGCUAGAAAAUUACGACUUCGCAUGCCCCCUGGACAGCACAUACCCGGUGAUACCACCAAGAGCCUUCGCACACAUGCUAAAGCACACGACACGAGACGUCCAUGAGGAUCAAACUCACAUCUAUAGAUGGGUACCAAAACGAAAGGGCACGAUAUUAGAUGUGGAUCCUAAGACAGAACUGGCAGAUGCAUGGGGUCUCUACUUCGAGGAAGGCUGGGAUCCGAACGAUAUCAUGACGCUCUUCGGCCUGGUCUUCGUCGUCAGUCUGAUCUUCCUCGUAUGCUGGUCAAAGUACACAUCGGAUGUCUCUGCUGCGUCGGGUGUCAGUUCUUACAUGAUCACUGUAGCUGGCAUCGCGAUCUCCCUGCUUGUUAUAAGAGCUGGCAAUAUGUAA